Lactuca saligna is the source of this 1299-nucleotide messenger RNA. The record is from the annotation of a GenBank genome assembly. NCBI's taxonomy places the organism in Eukaryota, Viridiplantae, Streptophyta, Magnoliopsida, Asterales, Asteraceae.
AUGGUGACAUCUCUGUUCACUUACUCCUCCACUUCACGAAGGGUAGUUCCUGCCCCAAACUCUCCCCCUCUUCCAAUUCACAUCAAGUCUACAAACGUUGUUUUCAACCCUAAUAUUCCAGAGGUUCAUCGAGGUCUUGGACUCGAUGAUUUUGUCAAUUUGUUAGCUUCCUACCACCUACGAUAUGCAAUCAGUGAUGUUCCAUCCGAGUUCUUCCCUGAACAAGUAUGUGAGUUCUACUACACUGCAACUGUCAAUGACGACAACAAUGCCAUCACCGGGACCAUUGGCCAUGGAAGACACUCUGUCUUCAUCACCACAGAACUUCUCAGUGCUGCCCUAAGGUUACCUAUCUUUGAACCUAUCUCUGAACCUCCUUCUAUUGAACGAUGUAGGCGUAUGUUUGAUCAACUGGGAUAUGAUCACUCAAAGGCUGGUGCUCGAUCGGCUCUUAUUUUGCACCAAUGUAUGAGCCCAGGUUGGAAAUUUUUCACUGGUGCUCUGUGCAAGUGUGUGGGUCACAAGUCUCGAAGUGGUGAUCAGUUGAGUAAUUAUGAGCAACAAGUCGUCUGCUCACUUCUUCUCAACAAAAGACUUGAUUAUGGGGCCCUAUUCUUUGAUCAGCUUGUUCAGCUUCUUCGUGCAAAUGUACGCGCUGAUCAUGUUCCUUUUCCACGCUGGAUUGCACUUGUGCUCGACAAAUUUUUCGCUGCAGCCUACUUCUCGCAUUCUGGAAAUCCCAUCCAAUUCCCUCGCAUGUCUGUUCGCAUGUAUCAAGAUGAUCCCCUGGAUUCUGACAUUGGAAUCUCGGAUAGAAUGAGAGAAUGGAUUGCAAAUCCAUACACUGUUCCCUCUCUCACCGCUGACACUGAUGAAGGAGGCGCUGAUGGUAACCAUGUAGAUCAUGCUGAUCAAGAGGAUGAACAACAUUAUGAUGGUCAUUUCUCUCCUCAACUUUCUCAUCAUAUCAUCUCGGAUACUAACAAAGUUCCCUCAGCACCAAAGGAUUCAAUGAAUCAGGGGGAGCAACCAUAUCAGGGGGAGCAUCCCUCGCAGGGGGAGAAUCUACAAUUUCAGGGGGAGCAACCAUCACCAGCUGCUCACCAAUAUUCUCCGGGGAUGCCACCCAGCUCACCAGUCGCUCCAGCUAUUUCAGUUGUUCAAAUUCCGGCUUCAGCAUUUUCUGAACUCAUGACACUGACUCGGGACAUGAGUCAGCAUCUUCUUCGCAUUGAGGCUGAUGUUCAACAGCUAAAAGAGGUUCUACUGCAUACUCCUCCCUCUAGUCCCCGAAUCUGA